AUGAGCGAUCAAAGCAGCUCAUAUGCUGGCUCAGCUGCUGAUGAAGCACUUUCCUCGAGCUCGAAUAACUUGCAUCACAAUCAAGCUUCAACAUCAGAUUUGCUCGACCAAGUUGCAAAACACUUGACGACGACACUUCAUGAGACACUCACUUCGCUGACGCUCGAUCGGUGCAUUGCCGUUCAAUCACAAACUUCAGGAUCACUGCAUGCUGCUCAAAUGACACUACAAGAAGUGAAUGCGCGUACUGUUGCGCAAUUACCGGCAGUCAAGGCUGAUUUUGUCAAGGGCAUUGCAUUAGCGGCGCAGAUCAAGCAGGACUUGCAGGCGUUGCAAGCACGGAUACGAAAAUGCCAGGACAAGGCUCGUGCACAGAUGCCAGUAGAGUUCCAUUUAGCGAUGGAUGAGCUUGCAGAACCAGAGCCUGAUGACGAUGAUUGA
Molecule: messenger RNA, 441 nt
Organism: Protomyces lactucae-debilis
Lineage: Eukaryota; Fungi; Ascomycota; Taphrinomycetes; Taphrinales; Protomycetaceae
Exons: 1
Coding region: 1-441 (146 amino acids)
Biological process (GO): endosome organization; regulation of protein localization
Cellular component (GO): BLOC-1 complex; endosome
Source: RefSeq, a predicted model, not a curated record